GACGCUCCGUCAAAUGUUUGAAUCAUAUAGCAAUUUAGACAAGGAACUUGCAUGGCAUUUGUUUCGCCAAAUUGUAGAAGGCUUGGCACAUAUCCAUGGACAAGGCAUUAUUCAUCGUGACUUGACACCUAAUAAUAUAUUUUUUGACGCUCGCAACGACAUUAAAAUCGGGGAUUUUGGUCUAGCCAAAUUCUUGAAACUAGAGCAGCUGGACCAGGAUGUAGAUGCUGCCGAGAUGAUAGGAGUUUCUGUUGAUGGCACUGGCCAAGUUGGUACAUAUUUCUAUACUGCACCUGAAAUAGAACAAAGGUGGCCCAAGAUCAAUGAGAAGGCUGAUAUGUACAGCUUAGGAGUUGUUUUCUUCGAGUUGUGGCAUCCUUUUGACACUGCAAUGGAGCGACAUAUUGUUCUUUCUGAUUUAAAACAAAAAGGAGAGGUUCCUCCUGCUUGGGCUGCCGAAUUUCCAGAGCAGGCAUCCUUGUUAAGGCGCUUAAUGACCCCAAGUCCGUCUGACCGUCCAUCAGCCGUCGAACUUCUUCAAAAUGACUUUCCUCCUCGAAUGGAGUAUGAGAUGUUGGAUAAUAUUCUUAGGACAGUUCACAUUUCAGAUGACACUGGUGUUUAUGAUAAAAUUGUAAAUGCCAUUUUCAAUGAAGACACGUUAAACACAAAAGGCCAUAACACGAAUCUUGAAAGUUCGAAGGUGAUUGGAAGGGAUACCUCAUGUAUUCUGUUCACUGAUCUACAGACUGAGAGACGCGAUAAUGUCGUCGAGAUUUCCACAGAAGUAUUCAGGCGACAUUGUGCAAAGCAUUUGGGGAUCAUACCCAUGCGAAUGCUUGGUGAAUGUCCACAGGCGAAUAGUCGAGAAAGAAGUGCUGUUAAGCUUUUGACUCAUGGAGGAGACGUGGUUGAGCUUUGCCAUGAACUUCGACUUCCUUUUGUGAAAUGGAUAAUUGCCAAUCGGAGAUCAUUCUUUAAACGCUAUGAAAUAUCAUACGUAUACCGGCGAGCGAUUGGCCAUUCACCCCCAAACCGAUAUCUGCAGGGGGACUUCGAUAUUAUUGGAGGGGAAACAGCUCUAACUGAGUCAGAGAUAAUUAAGGCCACGAUGGACAUUAUUCUUCAUUACUUCCAUUCUGAAUCAUGUGAUAUUCAUUUGAAUCAUGCGGAUCUUUUGGACGCAAUUUGGGCUUGGGCAGGAAUCAGACCAGAACACAGACAAAAAGUUGCAGAGCUUCUUUCCCUUUUGGGUUCCUUGCGUCCUCAAUCUUCUGAAAGAAAGACGAAAUGGGUGGUCAUCAGGCGACAACUUCGACAGGAACUCAAUCUUGCAGAAACUGCUGUGAAUAGAUUACAAACAGUGGGGUUGAGGUUCUGUGGAGUUGCAGACCACGCUCUUCCUCGAUUAAGGGGAGCUCUUCCUCCUGAUAAAACCACCCGCAAGGCACUUGAAGAUUUGUCAGAACUUUUUAACUACCUACGAGUUUGGAGACUUGAUCAACGUGUCUAUAUAGAUGCCCUUAUGCCACCAACUGAGAGUUACCACAGGAAGUUGUUUUUCCAG
This is a messenger RNA of Nicotiana tabacum (common tobacco), 1567 nucleotides long. The record is from RefSeq and is a predicted model, not a curated record. NCBI's taxonomy places the organism in Eukaryota, Viridiplantae, Streptophyta, Magnoliopsida, Solanales, Solanaceae.